CGUCGCUAAAAGGAUUAUUCUAAACCUCUUUGCUCUCGGUGCUGAAGCUGAGUUGUCUCCGCUGAACGGCUCCACUCUUCCCCCGGUGCCGUGUUCGAUUCCCCGGGUGGUGUUGAAGCACAGGAGGCGGGAGGAUGAGCUCCGGAGCCGGCCUCGACUACAGCGUGUGGGACCACAUCUACGUGUCCGACGACGAGGACGCGGUCAACCCGUACGUGGACACACCGAGUCUGUUCCGGAUGAGACACCGGACGCGCUUGGAGAGAAUGGCUGAGUUUCAGCAGAGAGGGGAGGAUCUGGAGAACAACUUGGCUGAAUGCAAGAGGUUGUUCGAGGAAGCCCGGGGACGACUGAGAGAGCUGGAAGAAGGACGGAAGGAGGGAGAGGAGGAUGAGGAUGAGGAGAGGGAGGCUGAGCUGAAGAAGGUCCAGGCUGAGGCGAGAAAACUGAAGAAGGAUGAAAAGACGUUUGCGAACAUGUUGAAAGAACACCAGCGAGAGGAGAAGAAACUGCCCUGGAAUGUGGACUCCAUCAGCAAAGAAGGUUUCAGCAAGAGUAUUGUGAACGUCCAGCCUGAAAACAAGCAGGAAACCGAGGCGGAAAAGUUGGAGAAGCACAAAACCUUCGCGGAGAAGCACGCGGAGGAAAUCAAACACUUUGGGAUGUUGCGGCGUUGGGACGACAGUCAGAAGUAUCUGUCAGACAACCCACAUCUGGUGUGCGAAGAGACGGCGAACAGCCUCGUCGUCGCCUGCAUCGACUUUGAGGCAGACGAGAAACAUGCAGUGAUGGAGCAGGUGGCGCACCAGGCCAUCGUGAUGCAGUGUAUCUUGGAUUUGAGUCGGACGCUGAAGGUCGACCCAAGAGGCUGCUUCAGGCAGUUCUUCUCAAACAUCAAGACUGCAGACCAGACGUGCCAGGAUGCAUUUCACCACGAGCUGGAGCUGCUGAAGGAGCGGGUGCGCAGCUGUGCACAGAUUCGUAUGGAGAGCGCCAUGGGGGAGGUGGAGGAGGAGGAGGAGGAGGAGAGGGAGAAGAGACUGGGCCCCGGGGGUUUAGACCCUGUAGAGGUCUACGAAUCGCUGCCUGAGGAAAUACAGAGGAGCUUUGAUGAGAAGAACAUCCAGAUGCUGCAGCAGGCGAUGAGCAAGCUGCACCCGGAGGAAGGAAAAUACCACCUGAAGAGAUGUAUUGACUCUGGAUUGUGGGUGCCGGAGUCAGGAGAGGGUGAUGAGGAGGAUGAUGAGGAAGAGGAGGAUGAAGAGGAUGAGAACGAGAGCUAAAGUUAAAGGAAACAAAUGAAUCAAAUGGGAGAAGGGAUGAUACACGUGUUCUUUCCCUCCAUGUUGACUUACAUCAUCACUUCAGGAUCACUUUUCUUUUUGUGUCAUUAGUGUUUGGCAGCUCUGUAAACGUCUCUGUUGACUUUGUUGGUAUUUGACUGUCAGUAAUGUUUCAUUCAUAAAAUAUGUCACAAUGUAUAAUUUAUAUAUUGUAGAAAUGUGAAUAUUUAAUAAUCAGGUGGAGUAAAUUAUUAAGUUAUUUUAAAAAAUGUACAUAAUGGAAGAGCAGUGUUUAGACAAUCACACUUGAAGCUACUUUGUGCAACAGAGUAAAAGAGGAAUGUAUAUUUGUUGCUGAAUAAAAGUCAUUAGAAACAGAAAUCACAGAUUUAUUCCUAAUUUUACUGUUACUAGUCCUUUUAAAAGUUUUUACUUGUGAUCUGCCCUUUUUCUUUUUUUGAUUAUAGCAUCUUCAUCUCCUCAAACUUUAAACACACUUAAGUCUAAAGUUCAGAAAUCAUUCAGUACAUAUUUUAAAUUCUAAACCUUUAUAAACAAGUUCAAAUCCGCCUAUCAACAUUAACACAGGUUGAGAACCACGAGUUAAGAUCUGAGACACUUGAAUAAUGACAUUUGAUUACGUCACAGGAUCUCACAGGUUCAACAGCCUGUCCAGUGUGAUCUGUUCUACUGGGACAAUGGCGCCAUCUGCUGUCUGUUUGGGGACAAACUCAUAAACCACAUCAGCAGCCUGACUGAUGAAUUAUUUUAUAUCUUUACUUAUUUAACUUACUCGUUACGAGAGCGUCUCACUGAUAAGAUUCAGAUUUUCUAGUAUUUUUGUUUGAAACAUAACUGAAACAAUAAUCACGCGAUAAAAAGUUGGUGAUUCAUUUUGUAUCAACGGUUUGAUCGAGUAUCGUUAAAAUCUAAAGUGAUUUGAAGUUUGAGAAAUGUUUCUAUUGUAAUUUAAUAGUUUUUGGGUGAAGGUUUUACCCACAAUAUGUUGUAUUCUGUAUUUGUGCCUGAAGUUGUGACACAGUUUGUAAGUUGUGUUGUAGAACUUAAUAAAACUAGAGUUUAUUUUCAGUUUAUGAA
Hippoglossus stenolepis (Pacific halibut) is the source of this 2381-nucleotide messenger RNA. RefSeq names its product hsp90 co-chaperone Cdc37. The transcript has 8 exons. Gene Ontology annotation, cellular component: cytoplasm. The coding region runs from base 135 to 1283 and encodes 382 amino acids. Gene Ontology annotation, biological process: protein stabilization; protein folding. Lineage: Eukaryota; Metazoa; Chordata; Actinopteri; Pleuronectiformes; Pleuronectidae. The record is from RefSeq and is a predicted model, not a curated record. Gene Ontology annotation, molecular function: heat shock protein binding; protein-folding chaperone binding; protein kinase binding.